This is a messenger RNA of Hyaena hyaena (striped hyena), 4426 nucleotides long. RefSeq names its product oxoglutarate dehydrogenase L (gene OGDHL). Gene Ontology annotation, cellular component: mitochondrion; oxoglutarate dehydrogenase complex. Gene Ontology annotation, biological process: tricarboxylic acid cycle. The coding region runs from base 1085 to 4105 and encodes 1006 amino acids. The record is from RefSeq and is a predicted model, not a curated record. Gene Ontology annotation, molecular function: oxoglutarate dehydrogenase (succinyl-transferring) activity; thiamine pyrophosphate binding. The transcript has 23 exons. NCBI's taxonomy places the organism in Eukaryota, Metazoa, Chordata, Mammalia, Carnivora, Hyaenidae.
GGUGAAGGCCAUAGCAGUGUCCAGCAGCCACUCCAGACCAUUCAGUUUUGUGAAACACAGUGUUCCUGUACUAGGCCACGCUGGACACAGCCAGGCUUUGUCACUGCCACCCUGAGCCAUCCCAUUCCCCUGUGAGGGUGAGGGUGGGUGCUGUCUAGGGGCAUCGACCCAGGACCAGAUAGGAUCUGGGAGCUAGUUAUGCUCCAGAAGGCAUGUUUUCUGGGACUGAGUUGUGCAAGGGGAAGCAGGCUCCUGCCUGUGUGGCCUCUGGUGGGGUGGCUCUGGUGUUGCACCCCACAUAUAGGCUGGGAUUCCCUGGGCAGAAGUGUGUUUAUGAGGAAUCAUGGGAAGCUGUUCAGUGUCCAGGCAGUAGUAGGCUGGAGCAGAGAGGGGCCUCUGCUCACAGUGGUGGAGAUGGGGAUAAGGGAACAAAGGUCCUACUCUACAAAUCCUGUGUAGGAGGAGGUGGCCUGAGUGGGCCCUGUCAACUCCAGUAUUGCCUGGAUAGGGAGUCCCAGAGCUUGCCACUGUGACCAGAGACCCAGCAGUGCCAUGGGCCUCCUGAGAUGGUGUAGCUCAGUCAGCCCGCCUUUCUUCAGGCUUUUUCCUAAGCAGGCAUCAUACCCCCAGCCCCUGGAAGACUCCCCUGCUCGAGUUCUAAGGAGACCAACUGCAUGGCUCACUCCUUCUUGGGUGUACUGCCCACACAUGCCCUGUGACCCACUGAGUGGGCUCCAGGACCUCGGCUGAGUGCUCCCUGAGGCAGGGUCCGGGUGAUAGUUACUGCUACAUCAGGCUUAGACGGAUAGCAGAGAGGGAGUGCAGGCUGGGGUGGGUGGUCUUCAGCAAGACUGGGGCUCAGAAUGCUGAAUAGCUGUUGGUGAAGUUAAUCGGGCUGGGAUCUGCCACUAGUCAGUGAAUCCGAGAUGGCUGGCAGACUGUCGCAUUUUAUCUGUCUCAUCGAUGCCUAGCCCAGGGCCACCUGCCCAGUAGAACCGAAAAUGCUGGCUGAGUGACUGGUGGCUGCCAGAGCCUUUGUUCUGGUCCUGUGGUUUUUACCUCUCCCUCGUUGCCUGUGUCCAGAAUGAGUCAGCUGAGGCUGCUGCCAUCCCGGCUGGGGGCACAGGCCUCGAGGCUCCUGGCCCUACAUGAUGUCCAGAUGUUCAGCCGGCGCAGCAGGUCGUCCGGGCCACCGGCCCCCUUCCCAAGCAGCAAACGUGGAGGCAGCUCCAGUUACAUGGAGGAGAUGUACUUCGCCUGGUUGGAAAACCCCCAGAGCGUUCACAAGUCCUGGGACAGCUUCUUCCGGAAAGCCAGUGAGGAAGCCGCCUGUGACCCGGCUCAGUCACAGUGCCCUGAGAGCAGGCCAUCAGUCUCGAGCCGGACCAAGACCAGCAAGCUGGUGGAGGACCACCUGGCUGUUCAGUCCCUGAUCCGGGCCUACCAAAUCCGAGGCCACCAUGUGGCCCAGCUGGACCCCCUGGGCAUUCUGGAUGCAGACCUGGACUCCUUUGUGCCCUCAGACUUGAUCACAACCAUCGAUAAAUUGGCGUUCUAUGACCUGCGGGAGGCUGACCUAGAUAAGGAGUUCCAGCUGCCGACGACCACCUUCAUCGGCGGAUCAGAGAAUACUCUCUCUCUGCGGGAGAUCAUUCGGCGCCUGGAGAGCACCUAUUGCCAGCACGUCGGCCUGGAGUUCAUGUUCAUCAAUGACGUGGAGCAGUGCCAGUGGAUCCGGCAGAAAUUCGAGACCCCUGGUGUGAUGCAGUUCUCCAGUGAGGAGAAGCGGACCCUGCUGGCUCGGCUGGUGCGCUCCAUGAGGUUUGAAGACUUCCUGGCCCGAAAAUGGUCCUCAGAGAAGCGGUUUGGCCUGGAGGGCUGUGAGGUCAUGAUUCCUGCCCUCAAGACCAUCAUCGACAAAUCCAGUGAGAUGGGGAUUGAGAACGUCAUCCUGGGAAUGCCACACAGGGGCAGGCUGAAUGUGCUGGCCAAUGUGAUCCGCAAGGACCUGGAGCAGAUCUUCUGCCAGUUUGACCCCAAGCUGGAGGCAGCAGAUGAGGGCUCCGGAGAUGUCAAGUAUCACCUCGGCAUGUACCAUGAGAGAAUCAACCGGGUCACCAACAGAAAUAUCACUUUGUCCCUUGUGGCCAACCCCUCCCACCUGGAAGCUGUGGACCCUGUGGUGCAGGGAAAGACGAAGGCAGAACAGUUCUACCGAGGGGAUGCCCAGGGCAAGAAGGUCAUGUCCAUCCUGGUUCACGGGGAUGCCGCCUUCGCCGGCCAAGGCGUGGUGUAUGAAACCUUCCACCUAAGUGACCUGCCCUCUUACACCACCAACGGUACCGUGCAUGUCGUCGUCAACAAUCAGAUCGGCUUCACCACAGACCCCCGCAUGGCCCGCUCAUCACCAUACCCCACUGAUGUGGCCCGUGUGGUCAACGCGCCAAUCUUCCAUGUGAACGCAGAUGACCCAGAGGCCGUGAUAUAUGUGUGCAGUGUGGCAGCUGAGUGGAGGAACACCUUCAAUAAAGACGUUGUAGUGGACUUGGUCUGUUACCGCCGGCGUGGCCACAAUGAGAUGGAUGAGCCCAUGUUCACGCAGCCGCUCAUGUACAAGCAGAUCCACAGACAGGUGCCUGUGCUGAAGAAGUAUGCAGACAAGCUCAUUGCUGAAGGCACUGUCACCCUGCAAGAGUUCGAGGAAGAAAUUGCCAAAUACGACCGGAUCUGUGAGGAGGCAUACGGCAGGUCCAAGGAUAAAAAGAUCCUGCAUAUAAAGCACUGGCUGGACUCCCCCUGGCCCGGCUUCUUCAAUGUGGACGGGGAGCCCAAGAGCAUGACAUGCCCGGCCACAGGCACCCCCGAGGACGUGCUGACCCACAUUGGUGAAGUGGCCAGCUCCGUGCCCCUGGAGGACUUUAAGAUCCACACAGGCCUCUCUCGAAUCCUGCGGGGCCGUGCAGAUAUGACCAAGAACCGGACGGUGGACUGGGCACUGGCAGAGUACAUGGCCUUCGGCUCCCUGCUCAAGGAGGGCAUCCAUGUGCGGCUUAGUGGGCAGGAUGUGGAGAGGGGCACGUUCAGUCACCGGCACCACGUUCUCCAUGACCAGGAAGUUGACCGGAGGACGUGUGUCCCCAUGAACCACCUUUGGCCUGACCAGGCCCCCUACACUGUGUGCAACAGCUCCCUCUCAGAGUAUGGAGUCCUGGGCUUUGAGCUGGGCUAUGCCAUGGCCAGCCCCAAUGCCCUGGUCCUCUGGGAGGCUCAGUUUGGUGACUUCCACAACACGGCCCAGUGCAUCAUUGACCAGUUCAUCAGCACCGGCCAGGCCAAGUGGGUGCGGCACAAUGGCAUCGUUCUGCUGCUGCCCCACGGCAUGGAGGGCAUGGGCCCAGAGCACUCCUCAGCAAGGCCCGAGAGAUUCCUGCAGAUGAGCAACGAUGACUCCGAUGCCUACCCGGUAUUCACCGAGGACUUCGAGGUGAGCCAGCUCUAUGACUGUAACUGGAUUGUUGUCAACUGCUCCACACCGGCCAACUACUUCCACGUGCUGCGCCGCCAGGUCAUGCUGCCCUUCCGCAAGCCGCUGAUCAUCUUCACACCCAAGUCUCUGCUGAGGCACCCGGAGGCCAAGUCCAGCUUUGACCAAAUGGUAUCCGGGACCAGCUUCCAGCGGGUGAUUCCUGAAGAUGGGGCUGCGGCACAGUCUCCUGAGCGGGUGCGGCGGCUCAUCUUCUGCACUGGAAAGGUGUACUAUGACCUGGUGAAGGAGCGGAGCAGCCAGGGCCUGGAGGAACAAGUGGCCAUCACCCGUCUGGAGCAGAUCUCUCCAUUCCCCUUCGACCUGAUCAAGCUAGAGGCAGAGAAGUACCCAGGUGCAGAGCUGGUGUGGUGCCAGGAGGAGCACAAGAACAUGGGCUACUAUGACUACAUCAGCCCGCGCUUCAUGACCAUCCUGAGCCGGGCGCGGCCCAUAUGGUACGUUGGCCGUGACCCAGCGGCUGCACCGGCCACAGGGAACAGGAACACUCACCUCGUUUCUCUGAAGAAGUUUCUAGAUACUGCCUUUAAUCUCCAGGCCUUUGAGGGCAAGACAUUUUAGAGCUGGCAAGGCCUGUCUGGAUAGUCACCCGGAACCCCAUGUCUUCGGUCCCUCUCCCCCGUCCUGGUAGAUCUGACUGCUGCUUACCCUGUCCUUGUUCAUCUGUAGAUUCAAGGAAUGUUCUCUUUUGUGCUGUUAGAAAUAAAGAUUUCAGCAAUAACCAUCAGGUGAAGCAAAACCAUGCCAGGUGAUUUAUAUGUGCUCUGUUUUAUGGGGCGUGUCAUAAUGAGGUAUGUCAGCUUCUGUGUGAAAUACAGCCGCAGCUCAAGUGUACCAAAGCAGAAAACCAAAUAACAGAGAAAUAAAAAAAUGCUUAAGAGA